AUGAAUGUUUUAAAACAAAUUGAUGAAUGUUUUGUAAAUUAUAUGAAAAUUUAUGGUAACCAAGAAAUUGAUUCCUGUUGGGAUGAUGGAAUUGUAGUUAAUAAAUAUAUUAAAUUAGGAAAUGGAGAAAUAAAAAAUGAAGUAGAAAAUAAUAAAAUAAAAAAAAAUUAUAUAAAUAAGGAGAAUAUAGUUAAAGAAAACGAAGACUACAAUAAGGUGGUUUCAAAUAAUGAACUUGAGAACUACAAAAAGUUAAAUUUAAAUAAUGAAAAUUCAAAUUUAAGUGAAAUAAAUAGAAAUAAUGAAUCAGUAAAUUUAAACAUAAAAAAGAAAAAAGAAAACUUAUUUGUUUGCAAUGAUUUAGUAGAAAAUUGUUUAUGCUUAAAUUCCAUAGAAUAUCUAGAGGAACUAAAAGAUGCAACUUUAGUUAGGUGGACUUGUAUGAUUCAACAAAUAAUUUCUCCUGAAAGCUAUUUAGGAAUAUAUAAAUUAAAAAAUAAAAAAAACGGAGAAAUAAUUUUGAAAAGUUCUAAAUAUAAAGAUUAUAUUGAUACAGAAGAAAAUUAUGAAAUAAUUGAUGAUAAUGAAAAGACAGAUUAUGGAGAAUAUUAUGAAUUAAAUUUCAAAAAAUAUUAUAAAGAAAAUGAAUAUAUUGAAAAUGGUAAAGAAUUAGGACAAUGCAUAGAAGAGAAAGAAAAAGAACAAAUAUAUACAAAUAAUAAUAAUAACAAAAAGGAAGGUUAUAUAGAUAAUAAUUAUGGUAAUUUAUAUUUUUAUAAUAAUGACACAAAUUUUAAAAAAUAUUGGAAACGAUAUUUAUUUUUCUGUACGAAUAUUCCAGGAAAUAAAAGUUCAUGGUGCAAAGAAUUAUGUGAUUAUUCUUCUUAUCAUAAUGAUUAUAAAAUUUUUUUAAAAAAUAAAAAUGAUUUUGAAUAUAUGAAAAACACAAGUAAUAAUGAUAAUUAUUCAUAUUGCUCAACGAAUAGUUCUAACUAUAAUAAUAAUGAUAAUACAAAUAUUUUAAAAGAAACUAAUUAUAAUGAUAGAUUAAGUAUAUCAAAGGAAAAUAUGAAUGGUGAAUGUAAAAAUAAUAAAUCAAAUAUAAUGUAUAAUAUUGAUAAAAAUAACAAUGAAAAAAUGAAAAAAGGAAAAAUUGGGUGUAUAAUAAAAAUAUAUGAUGAUAAUAGUCAAUACAAUGGAAAAAAUGCUGAUAAUUUUUUAAAACUAAAUGAUAUAAUUGAAGUUAUCGGAAUUUAUCGUAAACAUCAAAUAAAGGAUUAUGAUGAUUAUAAAAAAAAUUUUAAUUUCUAUUUUUUUUAUGAUCAAAACUUUUUAAAAUAUUCUUGUAUUCACGUAUUCCAAUAUACAAAAAUAAAUUACUUUAAUCCUUUAAAUAACUGCAUAUUAUUUACGAAUGAAUUAUCAAAUAUUCUUGAAAAUGGUCCCUUUAAAGAUAUUAAUGAUUUAAGAAAACAUCUCCUUAUUUAUAUUUCAAGAUCCUUCUCAAAUGAUAUUUUAGUUGCUUACUACUUUUUUUUUUAUUUAUGUGGAAGUUAUAUAAAAGAAAGCAAAUUAAAAUUGGGAAAAAUUAGUUUAAAUAUUUGUAAUAUUGAUUAUGUAGAAGAAAAAAUUUCAAAGUAUAAUUUAAGUGUUGAUGAAAAUAAUACAUACAAUUUAAAUGAAGUAAAAAAUGAAUUCAUAAAAAAUAUAAACGAUGAAAUACUUAAUAAUGAAAAUGAAAAAAAUUUACUUCAAAAAAGUAUUGACAAUAACUAUAAUAUACAAGAAAAAUUUCAAAAGGAAACAAAAAAAUGCUAUCCUAAAUAUGCUAGAAAAAUGAAUAGAAUGAUUAAAAAUUUAAUUCCAUUACAUAGAUAUAUUCCUCUUUUAUUAAUGAAGUUAAGUAGCGAAUAUUUAGUAUCUGUAAUGGAUCAUAAAUGUGGUGAAUUAAAAAAAGGAAAGUUACAAUUAGCAAAUAAUACAUAUUUAGUUUUUGAUGAAUGUUUAUUAGAUGUUGGUAAACUUAAUAAUAUUAGUUUGAAAAAUUUUCAGUGUAUAGAAAGAUUGAUUGCAUCUCAAGAGAUUCCUUUUAUUUUUAACACAGAUAUUACUUUUGAAACACAAAAUAACAUAUUAAUAUUGUCAAAAAAACAAUCAAUGUUUAAAAAUUAUGUUGAUAUAAUUAUACCUGUAUUACAUACAAAGAAUAUGAGUUAUAAUGAACAUGAAGGUAAUGUGAAUGUAAAAUAUGAAAUUGAUAAAAAAGAAAAUAAUGUAAAUAAAAAAAAUAUGGAUACAUAUUAUGAAAAUAAAGAUAAUAUAGGUGAAAAUGAAAAAGUUGACAAUAAUAUUUUUUCAAAGGAAUUUAUUAACACAAAUGAAAAUUAUAAACCUAAUGAAAACGAAUUAAUGCAAUUUAGAAGAUACAUAAAUUAUUUAUUAUCAAAAAAUCAUUCAGCAAAAAUUAACUCUGAUGUAACUAAUUAUAUUACUGAAUCAUUUGUUUCUUUGAGACAAAAAAACAAAGAAAUAAAUCAAUUUAUUCUAAAUUCGUGGAUAUGUAUGUCUAGAAUUUUAGCUUUUUCAGAUGGAUAUGAUGAAAUAACAAAAGAUCAUUGGAAUUAUAUUAUGAAAUUAGAAAAUGAAAGAAGAUUAAGAUUGAAUCAUUUAAAUAAAAUUUACAUUUAA
Molecule: messenger RNA, 2688 nt
Organism: Plasmodium gallinaceum
Lineage: Eukaryota; Apicomplexa; Aconoidasida; Haemosporida; Plasmodiidae
Product: conserved Plasmodium protein, unknown function
Exons: 1
Coding region: 1-2688 (895 amino acids)
Biological process (GO): DNA-templated DNA replication
Molecular function (GO): chromatin binding
Source: RefSeq, a predicted model, not a curated record